AUGGCAACCGUAACCUUGACCGAAACUCAUGUGAACCGACCAGAAGCAUCAGCAGACUCUUACACAACCAAAACAACAGCGGAAACCAUGAAUUCAUCGAUGAUAUCAGGAGAGCCCAUGGAGAGUUCAAUAGCAAGGGCAAUAAAAGGUCGCAAGAGCAUGGAUGAGUAUAUAAGACCAGUCCUCGACCUACAGAACCCAUAUGAUGAAUCGCCACCUAAUUACAGGACUGAUAAGUACACAAUUACAAAGGAAGAGGAAAUCAAGCGCCCAGUGGUAAUCGAUGAGGCAGCAUGCCUUAUACGGGAUACUUAUUUGCGACCAAAAAAUCAUGGCCGUAGAUAUGGAGAGGUCCAGGUCAUGUUUUACAAGUUCAACGUUAUACAAGCAGACGAUAUAGAUCUUGAAGACGUUGAGGACAUAGAGGAUGAUGACGACUAUUCCUCUGAUAAUACGGCGAAGAGAGAGGAAAUCGAGAGGAACAACAGGAAACAAUCAGAAGAGCUAAGAAGGAGGUGUCUGGUUCAGGCUGCUAAAGCGAAGGGGGACAGUUACGAGGUCAUCCCGUUGCAGUAUCUAUAUGAGAAAUUAUCGGGACUUAAGAUCAUAGAGUUUCCUGCUUGCUUUUAUGCCACAGAGUUCUUGGAAACAAUGCAGAGCCACACAAACCGCUGUAACUUCACUGAGGUGGACCCACAAAUUGUCCUGAGGUCAAGGAAUUUGCGUUUCAACAAACAAAUUCCUGGUUUUAAAACAGGCAUCUCCUUGCGUGCAACUAGCGACGAAAGUGAUAAUGAUUAUCUGACACUUCUUACUGCUAUGCCAUAUUUCGGAAAACUUCCUAAAAUGAAGUUUUUACGCGAAGCCAGUCUUUCUCCGGGCAAUGCGCCCUCGUAUCUGACAGAGUACCGUCCGGUGAAGGGGCGAGAAUCGUGGCGGCGGGAGAGCCUGAGCUUGGCAGAAUAUAGAUUUCUAAGUCCAGGCGCCGAGAAAGAGUCUAAAAGACAGGAGAGAAUUAAAUAUGAUCUGAAGGAAGAGCGUUAUGUCGAUCAGGAUGUUCUUAUUCACCAGGCGUGGUUUAUGGUCAUUGAUAAUUAUACCAUAGGAAUCUUCAAGUCUGCAGAUGAUCAACUCUCAGACUUAUACCCACAGCCACCACUAUACCCACACCAGGAGAAAAUUGGAGCGUUUAACGCACUGGUACAUACAAUAUCGAAUACUCUAGAACGUUCAGAAAACAUAGUCCUUGAUACCUACCGAGCCAAGAUUUCUGAGCUAGAAUUCUGUUAUCAAUCACUUAUUAACAAAGAUAUGGAUGACCUAGCCAGAGCAGUCGAGAAAGUUGCAAUCCAAAUCAGUACCAUCAAUAGCGUGGUUCAAUCUCAGAUACAGAUUCUCAAAGAUCUACGAGAAAUCUUUCGCCUUAGCAUUGGUUUAGCAAGUAGGCGGCCCCAGGGAGCCAACUUGCAAAUACCAAUUAUGUCGGAUCAAAAAGAACAAGUCCGUGCAGCCGAGCGAAGCCUAAGCUUUGUUAUCAAAGAUCGAUAUAGAUUUUCUAAGACACUUGAUGCCUUGAGCAAGGAUGUAAAAUCUUUGUCGGGAUCCUUGGCAGUAAGAGGAACUCAGACAGCGAUCGCGCGACAAAACACCACUAUGUCAACACUUGCACUUAUUUCAACGUUAUUUUUUCCGUUGGGAUUCUUUACUUCGUACGUCACAUUAGAUGCUGCCAAAACCGUAGUCAGGACACAGUCCAAGUUCUUGAGAUUGCCUGGACCAAUCGCUGCGGUUUUCAUAGUUGCAACUCUAGCAGUCAUCGCUCACAAAAACGGCCUCACUGACUCUUUUAUGAAAAGGCUUAUGAUGUUGCGAUUGAAGCUGAGAAACUACCUCCUAAAAAUACUUAUGAAGAAGAGGAUGCGACCACAGCAGCAUCGCAAAAGUGGACAGAAUGGUGCGAUCUAG
Morchella importuna is the source of this 1965-nucleotide messenger RNA. RefSeq lists its product as uncharacterized. Lineage: Eukaryota; Fungi; Ascomycota; Pezizomycetes; Pezizales; Morchellaceae. Bases 1 to 1965 code for a protein of 654 amino acids. The transcript is spliced from 10 exons. The record is from RefSeq and is a predicted model, not a curated record.